Molecule: messenger RNA, 6872 nt
Organism: Podarcis lilfordi (Lilford's wall lizard)
Lineage: Eukaryota; Metazoa; Chordata; Lepidosauria; Squamata; Lacertidae
Source: the annotation of a GenBank genome assembly
AUGGAGUGGCCCUUGCUCCUUUUCACCUUCUUUACUUGCUGCUCAGGUGAAGAAAACCUUUCCUUCAUGCUCUUGUCCUCUACAGAGGAAGGAAGGCAGCUAUCUCAUAUUUGGUGGAAUAUUGGUCUAUUGAGCUUAGGGUUGCCUGCACUGACUGGCAGAGUUUCUGUUCUGUGCCGCGCCUGGCGCUGUCAGUAUACAGAAAGCAGAUGCUAGACAACUAAAUUGUGCCCCUUCCACAUUAUUCUGGUCUGAUUCAUUGGUUUACUUGUGUUGCAGCAAACAAACACUUAUUGCUUCCUUCACAAAUCUCCAUUUCUCACCUCUGCAGGGUCCUUCGCCCAGUUCACCCUGGCGCAAUCGGCUACUCAGUCUGCAUCCCUCGAAGGUACAGUUCAAAUCUCUUGCACAAUCAGCAGUGGCUACCACUUUCGAGCUUUCGGUUCGUAUCAACAAAAAGAUGGAAAGAGCCCGAAUUUUAUCCUGUGGCGGAACAUAGUAAAAGACAAGACAGAUUUUGGACCAGAAUUCUCUAGCCGCUUCUCUCCUUCCAAUGAUGCCUCAAAGAAAGUGGCCAAUUUAACCAUCACCAACGUGCAGGCAAAUGAUGAGGCUGACUAUUACUGUCUUGCUGUAGCUGGAGGCAAGUCACACAGUGAUAAAACCAGAAGGGGAACCUGACUCAAAAGUGCUUCCCUUUUCUCUCUGUUGAUGGUCUCACAUUGCCAAAGUCAUUUUUCCCAGACUCCCUUUUCCCUUCUCCGCAUUUCCACCCUCCUUUUCAUUUUAAACAAAAUCUUUUUGCCAAGCAUAAAGCUGAAUGUGUGAGAGCUAAAUAUGUGUGUUUCUUGCGGGAUGCUUACUUACAAAUUGUGCAGUUUGGGUCUUGUUGAUUUUUGGUAAACCUCUAUGUUGCCUGUUAUCCCAGCUUUUCCCUGUAGGGGGAGAUAUCAGCCCUUUGUCCCCCAAUUAUUGCAGAAAUCUAUUAUAUCAGACACCACCUGUACACCCUGCUGCUCUGCUGUGAAGUGAAGCAGAAGCACGUUUGGCAGACAUGAGCAACACUGUCAGACGCUUCCUGUUCACUCACAGAUCAACUAUCCACUGGCAUUUUCCUUUGCAUGGGACUGGGACUUUGUACUGGCCCUGCAUCCCGUACAUCCUGCCUCAAUGGAUGGUCUUGCCUUUCAGCUCUUACGAUCCACAUGGAUUUAGGCCAUGUUUUAGAAAAGUACCACAAUCCUUGUGGAUUCUGAAAACUUCAAGAUGAAGAAUUAAGGUUCUGGGUCCCAACUAAAGACAAAUGGCAACUGGAACUGAUGGAACAUGCGCAGCUUACAGACUUAGCAUAAGAGAACAAGAAGAACAUACAUUUAGAGAAGAUUGGAAAACAUUUACUGUAUAUAUAUGGGACAUAACUGUGUACAACUGAAAACGCUGGCAGCAUUAAGAUCAAUUCAACAGUGUAAAUAAGUUUUGAUGGAUGCAAUAAGGGAAUACUGAAUGGUAUGCUUUUUGUAAAAUGUUCAGGGGUUUAUGAUACGUAAAAUCAACCAUGGAAAGAGGAGACGGGAAGUCAUGGAUAUCUAAAGGAUGUGAAACUGAGUACUUUAAAUUGUAAAACAGAAAAUUUAAUAAAUUCAUUAGAAAGAAAGAAAAAGAAAAGAAGCAGCGAGCAGAACGAAACAGAUAUGCCUCUAAAAAGGCGUGGCUGGCUCACACUCUGAAGAGAAGCCCUCCAUGCUGCAAAGCGUGUUCUCCUUCAUGGAGAGCACGUGUUGCAGUGUGGGCCGACAGGACACUCCAAAGUUGUGGGGCGGGCUAAUUGAUCGUUGGCCACUGGUGUGAUUGGGCUUCCCUUGUCGUUGGGAAGAAGUUAAUGUUACCAUUUGUUGAUUGACAGCCAGAAAUGCUAAAACUCCUUGCACGAGGCUAGACCUUCCUCUUUUUGCCCGUGCAUCAGAUUGCCCGUCCCCCCCUCCCUAUAUUUAGGGUUGUUCGCUUUGACCUUUGUAUGCCUGUCAUGGGGUCGUCUGCUCUUGGGGCAGGGGCCCGGUAGGAAUUUUGUCCAUCUGGCUGAUUGGCUGGGGCCAUUUGGUUUUUGCCUACUGCGUAGCAAAUCGUCACACUUUGUAAGGUUGCGGUUAGGUAUUUGUUUAUGGCUUGGUUGGUUGAGGGGCAUGGAUUGGCUGUGCCUGCCCCUCUAAUGCUGCUGCUGCUGCGAGGGAUUCCGUUAGAGGAAUCAGGGGCUCACUAUUGCUUUUGUCCACCCUAGCAAGGGGCUUGGGCCAUGCAAAAGCCCCUGGUUGCAUUAGGGGAGUGUUGAGGGCAGGUUCCCUGCUCCGUCGCUACCCCCAAGUGUAUUCCCCUUUUCUGACUUUCACAGCCGUGCGGUAUGUCAGUCCCAUGGGGGGGGGGCAGAUAGUCGCAACCAAUGCCUAAGCAACCACUCACAUUGUUGUAUUUUAAUAAAGUUGUGGCCAAAAUCAUGCCCAAAACCUUAAACAAAAAUUCCUGUGUGAUGUGUGAGUUAUUGGGGUGGCCAUGCAAUGUUUGGUUGCAGGAGACACUUAUAUGUAGAUACGGAGACCUUCUGCAAAUUCAUUCUAGAUUCUAGCCAAUGAGGAAGAGCCAGCAGAUUUGCAUGAGAGACCCAUUCUGGGUAUUUGAGAGGGAGCGAGCGUUGGAGAAUAGCAAUGGGCACCCCUUGACCUCAGGACCCGGGACAGCACAGACAGGAUGGAGUGGCCCUUGCUCCUUUUCACCUUCUUUACUUGCUGCUCAGGUGAAGAAAAUCUUUCCUUCAUGCUCUUGUCCUCUACAGAGGAAGGAAGGAAGCUAUCUCAUAUUUGGUGGAAUAUUGGUUUAUUGAGCUUAGGGUUGCCUGCACUGACUGGCAGAGUUUCUGUUCUGUGCCGUGCCUGGCACUGUCAGUAUGCAGAAAGCAGAUGCUAGACAACUAAAUUGUUCCCCUUCCACAUUAUUCUGGUCAGAUUCAUUGGUUUACUAGCGUUACAGCAAACAAACACUUAUUGCUUGCUUCACAAAUCUCCAUUUCUCACCUCUGCAGGGUCCUUCGCCCAGUUCACCCUGACGCAGUUGGCUACUCAGUCUGCAUCCCUGGAAGGUACAGUUCAAAUCUCUUGCACAAUCAGCAGUGACUACGAGUUUGGAGGUUUCGAUUGGUAUCAACACAAAGCAGGAAAUAGCCCAAGUUUUAUCCUGGUGCGGAACAUAGAAGAAGACAAGACAGAUUUUGGACCGGAGUUCUCCAGCCGCUUCUCUCCUUCCAAUGAUGCCCCGAAGGAAGUGGCCUAUUUAACCAUCACCAAUGUGAAGUCAGAGGAUGAGGCUGACUAUUACUGUGCUGCUGGGGAUGGAGACAAGUCACACAGUGAUAAAACCAGAAGGGGAACCUGACUCAAAAGUGCUUCCCUUUUCUCUCUAUUGAUGGUCUCUCUUAUGUACUGAAGUUCUCACCCUGGGCCAGCAGGGGGAUACUGUAGAUAUUUUUCACUCAGGUCCACGUCAGUUAUUUUAGGCAGGAAACCCUGGGUUGUUGUUGCUACAAUGUUGACAGCCGGCUGCCUAUAAAAGCUGGAAUUGUAAUGGUUUGAACUCUCCUCGAAAGAGAAAAAGUGUUUUUCAUUUACUAAAAAAGGAACAAUUGGAUUUGAUUUGUCUACAAGAAACACAUGUAACAAGGCUACACAGGAAACUACUGAUUAAUAAGAGACUGGGACAGGAGUUUAUCUCAUCUGGCAAAGUCAAAAAAAGAGGAGUUGUGAUAUAUGCAAAGGAGAGACUAUCACCGAAAUUAAUUUUUAAAGAUGACCAAGGAAGAUUUUUGGCAAUUGAAAUUCAAAUUCAAGGAGAGAAAUUUUUGAUAGUAGGAAUUUAUGCACCGAAUGAGGGAAAUCUGAAUUCUUUAAAAAGUUGCAUGAGACCUUAUUGGAUUAUUUGGAUUACAAUCUGAUUUUGAUGGGGGACAUGAAUGGAGUAGUAUCUACAAACAUGGAUAAGGCACAGAGACAGGUAGUUACCAAGGAUGGUAGACUACCGAAAACAUUUUUUUGAGAUGAUAGACAAUUUUGAUUUAGUGGACACUUGGAGAACAAAGAACCACUUGGGAAGAGAGGGAACCUUCUUUUCUGAAGCUAAAAUGACAUGGACUAGAAUUGACCAAAUAUGGGUAACUAGAGGAAUGGCACCAAAGAUAAAGAAAGUGGAAAUCUGCCCAAAAACCUGCUCCGACCAUAAUGCGGUAAGGAUGGAGUUGAAACUAACAUCAACUGGCUCCUUCAGAUGGAGGAUGAAUGAAACCCUAUUUAGAGAUGAAGAGGUUUAUAAAAAGGCCCCAAAAACCUUGAGAGACUAUUUUGAAAUAAAUAUGAAUACUAAUGUAGAAAAAAGAGUAAUCUGGGACACAAGUAAAGCUGUAAGGAUUUGCUGAACCAACAAACUGAACUGGAAUACAAAAAAGGGAGGUAUGAGGGGGUCUGGGAAACAAGCAAAUGAAAGAUAAGUGAUUGAAAGACUGAAUUGUUUUUAACUAUUUUUUUUUUUUUUGUAUUUUUCUUUUUUCUUUUUCUAUUUUGUAAUAUUUUGAAAAUCCUAAUAAAUAUCUUAUAAAAAGAAAUAAAAGCAGGCCGGCUGAGCUGUUUGCUGUUCAGUUCUGUCCAGCUUACAAAUAAAGAGCUGCUCUGGAGAAAUCGCUGUGUCGUCUGCUAUGUUCGCCCACAACUUAACCCUGGCGACGAAGGUGGGAUCGAUGGACAUCAGAGCACAGCCAGAUGUAGCCACCCUCUGAGCAGAGCUGAAUCACUGAGCGAAAUCACUGAACAGAACCAAUUCAGAGCUGACUGUUCUGGCUAGAGCACGGUGUUCCAUCCAUCGCCCUUCACGCCGGCAUCGGAAUCAUGGCUUCACUUGUGCCUCUACCGCCGUUUGCGCCAGCCUCUGAAUCAUGGGACUCCUACCUCGCUCGGUUCGACUGCUACCUCCAAGCCAACGAGCUGACGCAAGUAUCACAGGAGCGUAAGCGGGGCCUAUUCCUCAGCCUCUGUGGGCCUGAGGUGUUUGAGACGGCCCGAGCAUUGGUUGUGCCUGAAGCAGUCCAGGCAACACUGUGGGACACGAUCCAAGAGAAGCUCCGCAACCACUACGCACCAAAGCCGUCCAAGAUUGCUGCCCGCCAUGCGUUCUACCACCGGAACCAGGCAGCGGGGGAGUCAAUCAACAACUACACCACCGCCCUGCGACAGGCUGCAAUGCACUGCGAGUUCCGAGACUUAGACGAUGCCCUGAUGGAUCGAAUCGUCUGCGGGGUCCGGGACAUCCAUCUGCAAUGGCGUCUCCUCGCCAAGCCAGACCUCAUGCUACAGAAAGCCACUGAGGAGGCUGUAGCCUCAGAAGCUGCUGAACACUCCGCCCAGGAGAUCCGCAAGUCCAGCAUCCCGCGUCUUGCUAGGAAGCCAGUUCCAGUGCAUCAUGAAGAGGCCAGCAGUGAUGAGGCAUCCUCCAGUGAAGACGAUGACGUGCACCAGACAAAGCGGGAGCGCAGGAAGUUCCAACAGAAGUCCAAGGGCCAACUGGAAUGUGCCGGCUGCGGAGGCAACCAUUCCCGUGCCAAGUGUCGAUUCAGAGACGCCAUCUGUUGGAAGUGUUCCAGAAGGGGCCACAUCGCUAAGGUCUGCCGAUCGGCUCCGUCUGACACCCCCCCUUCACCGACUCGCAAGUCCAAGUCUUCAGUCUGCCAAGGAAAGCUGUUUCACUCUCACCAACUGCCGCUGCCCGUCUGGAACCACAAUUGGCCAAACCGACUCGCCUACACGACGCAAGCUGAACGUCACGGUGCUCACUGAAGGAGUUCCAUGUGACAUGGAGAUUGACACCGGGUCUGCCCUGUCCAUCGUGUCUUGGAGCACCAUCAAAAGACUGGUACCCAGAGUGUCCAAAAGGCAACUCGACUCUCACCGCGUACACCUGAGAGACUACCAGGGAAAUAACAUUCCCGUGGUAGGCGUUGGCCAGUUCCGGAUCGCCUUCAAGGAUUUUUCGGGCCUGCUCCGACUGGUGGUGGUAGAAGGUCAGCGGCCAAGCCUCCUAGGGCUAGACUGGUUUGAUGCCCUCGGCCUGGAAGUCACCGGCAUCAACUGCAUCUCUAACGCAGAGACUGGCAUGAGCGGGUCGCGUAACACUUGUUCGUGCAACACAUCACCCCUCAUGCGGCCACAGGGUGGAGUCCUGCUGAACUGCUUAUGGGCCGCCGCCUCAGGUCACCGCUCGACCAGCUGCACCCGGACUUUGCCGUGGCCGAACCCCCAGGCUGUGCCAACGCGCCACGGUCAUUUGUUCCAGGAAACCAGGUCUUUGCCCGGAACUAUGUGGGGGACAUUCCUUGGGUGCCAGCCACAGUAGUGGGAGUCACUGGACCUCGCUCGUACCAGGUGGCACUCGAAGACGGACGCUUGUGGCGCCGGCACAUAGACCAGCUUAGGCGCAGGGUUGGGGACUUGGACAGUACCGUGGUGCCCCCAACUGCGCUCGUGGCUCCAGAAGAGACACUUAAAGAUGGCGAGGCUCCACCUACACCUCCCUCGCAAACUGCCAGCGUGGAGCCGAUCCAAGCCGCUUCAGAGGGUCGGCCAGACUUACCACAGACUCAGACCACUCCACUUGCGGAGGCUCCACCCACAGCAGCGGAUCCAGGGGAUUUGGUUUCAACGCCACCUAGGGUCGCACCACAGCCUCAGCAAGAAUUGUGUGGCCCCCCGGACUUGGCUACCAGUCCCCGGCGGUCUGGCAGAGUUUCCAAGCGCCCAACUUAUUUAAAGGACUAUGUUGUUGGACAUGUAUCACUGUUGGUCUAA